This is a messenger RNA of Spinacia oleracea (spinach), 9661 nucleotides long. RefSeq lists its product as uncharacterized. The transcript has 13 exons. Bases 944 to 2155 code for a protein of 403 amino acids. NCBI's taxonomy places the organism in Eukaryota, Viridiplantae, Streptophyta, Magnoliopsida, Caryophyllales, Amaranthaceae. The record is from RefSeq and is a predicted model, not a curated record.
UCACAUUUUCACAUUCAAAACCUAUACUUAUUCAACCUCACGGACUAUAUUUUUUUUUACUAAUUGUCUUCUUCCCAUAUAGUUAAGGGCAUUUUGCUAAUCGAGGAGUACCCUCAAAUGAUGCUCCCUAGUAGGGCUGUAAAAAAACUGGCCCAAUCCAAUCGUUCUGACAAAAAUCGAAGUGACCCAGUGUAAUCCCCCGUAAUUUUAUACAUUGUUUAUAUUUUUUACGUAUAUUUAAUAUAUUUAAGUACAAUUUGCGGAUUUUAGAAAUGAAUAUGUAAUUAAAAUAUAAUUAUUUUAUCUCAUUUUGAAUACUUUAAUGACUUACGAAAUCAAAAUGUAUUUUCGAAUUUUACGUUAAAACGAAUUCGAAUUACGAAAAUCGAUUAAAUUUAGAAAACGAUCCUAUCCGAUUUUGGAUUCGAAUCCUAAAACUAAAUUCCUAAGUCUAGCCCAAUUGAAUAAAGCCCAAUAUUAUAAACCCAUAACCCCAUACUUCUACUCCAUGUAAAACACAAAACACAAAACACCAAACCCCUCUAUUCCUACUUCACGUAAAAACCAAAAAGGGCAAAACCCAUCUCUCUCCUUUCCUGCUUCCUCUUCCUCCCUCUGCCCAGCCGCCGACCACCACGAGCACGCCACCAAGGCCGCCAGACCACCUCGCCGCCACGUCGCUGACCACCAGCUCUCACCACCACCUUGCUCGCGCAGCCCCCGCGUCGCCACCCAGCCUGCGCCGCCGCUGCCUUGUCCCUGCUCGCCGCCACCGCAAGUAGCACCACCGUGUGCCGCCGUCUCUCAGCCCUGCCGCAAGCCACCUCUGUCCGCCAGCCAACUCUCUCUCCUCCUUCUUGAAUUGGCGGAGAAUUCUCUUUAGGCGACUUUUGAAAGUGUUAAAGUGGCCUAUCAGUUUGUUUACACAAGGUCGCGUUCUAGGAUGACCAACAGUAAUGACCUAGCUGCUGUCUUUCGCCUCUUGGCGGAAAAACUAGCCCAGGAAAGAACUGAGCGCCCCAAUUCUGCAGGAGACAUGUUUGAAAGGCUUGCGAAAGUUAAGCCACCAUACUUCAAGGGGCAAGCAGACCCGACCUUCCUAGAAAACUGGAUUAGGGAGUUUGAAAAACUAUUUUGGGUGGUAAACUGUCCUGAAAAUAUGAAAAUAGGUCAAGCUGUCCUUUACCUAAAAGAUGAGGCCGAUCUAUGCUGGAAAGAGAAUGGAACUAGGCUAAGUGUUGUUGAAGGAUUUAAUUGGGACUCAUUUGUUGUUGCAUUGAGGGAAAAGUUUUAUCCUCCUUUCAUAACAAAACGAAAAGCGCAAGAAUUCAUAAACCUUGGGAUGGGGAGUAUGACUAUCGCUGAAUACUAUAGUAAGUUUAUAACUUUGUCGAGGUUUGCACCUGAGGUGGUAGCUACUGAGGAGCUAAAGGCUCAGAGGUUUGAGCAAGGGUUGACCGAUGAGAUUCAGUUGGGAUUAGAUGGAGAAACCUUUACAUCCCUAGAUAAUGUGCGUGAGAAAACCACCCAUAUUUAUGAAUUGCAGUCUAGAAGGGACAAGAAAAAUGUGGUUGGGGAGAAAAGAAAAGAGUUUAAUGCUGGGAAAAACCAAGGGAAUUUCAAGAAAAGUACGAAAGUGAACAGGAAUGAGGGUGGAAAUGGAAAUUUUCAACAGAGGAACAAUCAGGGGCACAACAAUAGCAACCAAUCUGAGAGAGUGCAUCACUGUAAGAGAUGCAACAACAACCAUCCUGGUAAAAACUGCAAGGGAGAAUUAGUGACAUGCAACUAUUGUCAGAAAAGGGGCCAUAGGGAGUAUGAGUGCUUCACCAAGCAGAAAAAGGAACAAAAUGGUAAUGGAAGUGAAAAUCAAGUGAGGUUUAACCAGUCUGGAAGACAAGAUUCAAAGCCUGGAGGGGCACAAAACAAUCAAGGAAACUAUAAUAAGCCCGCAAAUGAUAACAACAACCAGAAUAAGACUCCGGGCAAACCGUUCUUGAUGUCUAGAAAUGAAGCUGAAUAUUCUGCAGACGUAGUUCAUGGUACUUUUUCUAUUAACUCUGUGCUAGUUAAAACAUUAUGUGAUUCGGGAGCAACUUAUUCUUUUGUUUCGUCAUCUGUUGUUAAGAGUCUGAAUUUGGUAGAUUUUGAGUAAUUGAUUUACCUGUUAGUAUACCUACUAGUGUAACCAUAAGGUGUACCAAGUUGUUUAAGAAUCCGCCUUUUAAGAUAAAAGAUUGCGUUUUCUUUCCGAUUUGAUAGAGUUUAAUCUGGGAAACCUAUAUGUAAUUUUGGGGAUGGAUUGGCUAAGUUUGUUCAGGGCCAAGUUAGAGUUUGUAAUUCAGAAACUAAGUAUAAGGAACCCUAUUGGAAAUUUGACCUCAUAUAAACGUUUUGGGAAGACCAAGAACCUUGGGGUUAUUUCUGCAAUGCAAGUGAGGAAAUUGAUGAUAAGGAGUGUGAACUAUUUUUCUGUAGGAGCUAGAUGUGAGUUAAGAAGUCGGAAUGAAGAUCGAGGAUGUUCCAACUGUGAAUGAAUUCAUGGAUGUGUUUCCUAGUGAGAUUGCAGGUAUGCCACUUGCUAAGAGCCGUUGAGUCCCCUAUAGACUUAGUUCCUAGAAUGACGCAUAUAUCUAGAGCACCAUAUAGAAUGACACCUCCUGAAAUGAGCUAAUUAAGAAAAAGUUGCAAGAGUUGUUUGGUCAAGGAAUAUAUUAGGCCUAGUGCAUCACCGUGGGGAGCUCCUGUGUUGUUUGUUAAGGAGAAAGAUAAGAGUAUGGAAUUAUGCAUCGAUUUUAGGGAGCUAAACAUCAUCAAGAGCAAGUAUCUAUUGGAUCAAUUGAACUGGGCGAGUGUGUUAUCGAAGAAUGAUUUGUGUUUGAAGUAUCACCAAUUGAGGAUAGCUGAUAAAGAUAUACCUAAGACCUCAUUAGGACUCGUUAUUGUCAUUAUGGGUUUAGAGUAAUGUCUUUUGGGUUAACCAAUGCACCUGCCAUAAUUAUGGAUUUGAUGAAUAAGAUUUUCUACGAAUCCCGAAUUAAGUUCGUUAUUAUGUUACUGAUGGUAUCCUGAUUUAUUCAAGGAAUGAAAAGAGCAUAAUGAAAUCUUGAGGAUUACUUUGGAGACGCUUAGAUAGAAUCUAGUUUUAUGUGAAUGAAGUACACAAAUCUUGAAGUCAUGUGCGUAUAAGUGACACCGGUGGAAAAGUGAAGGACUAUAUUGAUCGAAAACCACGUUACGUAAGGGAGUAAAAUUAAGAGAAGAUUCGAGUGGUCCAGGAUUGUUAGAAAUUUGUUGUCUUGAAAAGAGGGGAAUAUAUGAAUUGGUGAAAUACUAGGAUUUAAGCCCAAGAGUUAUAAAUCCAUGAAAGGCGUAAUGAGGUUCAGUAGAAAAGGAAAGUUGAGCAGAAGGAGUGUCUGUAGAUCCUGCUAAGGUUCGAGCUGUGAGUGAGUGACCUACUCCAAAGAACGUGUCUAAUAUUUGAAGUUUCCUAGGCCUAUUUGACUGUUAUAAGAGGUUGUGAAGACUUUAGAAGAGAGCAAAACCAAUGGCAAACUUGUUGAAAAAGGAAUCAAAAUUUGAGUGAAGUGAGAAAAGUGAGGAAGCUUCUAGAUUUUAAAAGAGAAUUUGACCUCCGCAACUGUUGUCGCGUCAAUUGAAACCUUGUAAGCCUAAUUACCAAACCCAUGACCUAAAGUUAGCUGCUAUUGUGUUACCUGCGAAUAUUUGGAGACAUUACCUUUAUAGGGCAACACGUAAGAUCCUUACCGAGCACAAAAGUCUGAAACUUUGGCAAUAAGGCCCAGUUGAAUCUUGGGGACAACAUCGAAAAAUAUACUGCUUUCCACCCUGCAAUUGAUGGUCAGCCUGGGAGGACUAACCAAACUACGGAAUAUAUGUUGAGAGCCCGUGUUAUUGACUUUAAGAGUAACUGGGGAACCACCUAGAUUCGAUUGGAUUUCUUGAAAGAUAGUUACCAUACGAACAGUAAGAUGUCACAUGUUGAGGCAUUGUAUGGGAAAGAAGUGUAGAGGUUCCACUUGUUGGGAUGAUUUUAGUGAAAAUAUAGUAUUGGGGGCAGAAUUCGUUGAAGAAAGGAAAUACCCAAAGUUAUUCCCUGAGAUGAGUUACGAGGGCGUAACUCGUUUUCUUUAAGAGGGGUAGAAUACGAUAUAAAUUCGCGCUUUUUACCUAAUUUUAUGGUGUUUUUAUGCAUUUUUAUGCUUAUUUUAGCAAAUUAUUCAUGUCGAUGCAAGUAAAUAGAUUCUUCGCGUAACAAAUAGGUGUUCAUGAGUAAUUCAAGAAACUUUAAGUUGGCAAAAGAGUGUACAUAAAUGCCACAAGUAUUUCUCCAAUGAGAAUGAGUUGAAAAGUUUGGAAAGAUAGGUGAAUUUUCGUGUCAAGUUUCGGGACGAAACUUCUUUUAAGAGGGGUAGAUUGUAAUCCCCCGUAAUUUUAUACAUUGUUUAUAUUUUUUACGUAUAUUUAAUAUAUUUAAGUACAAUUUGCGGAUUUUAGAAAUGAAUAUGUAAUUAAAAUAUAAUUAUUUUAUCUCAUUUUGAAUACUUUAAUGACUUACGAAAUCAAAAUGUAUUUUCGAAUUUUACGUUAAAACGAAUUCGAAUUACGAAAAUCGAUUAAAUUUAGAAAACGAUCCUAUCCGAUUUUGGAUUCGAAUCCUAAAACUAAAUUCCUAAGUCUAGCCCAAUUGAAUAAAGCCCAAUAUUAUAAACCCAUAACCCCAUACUUCUACUCCAUGUAAAACACAAAACACAAAACACCAAACCCCUCUAUUCCUACUUCACGUAAAAACCAAAAAGGGCAAAACCCAUCUCUCUCCUUUCCUGCUUCCUCUUCCUCCCUCUGCCCAGCCGCCGACCACCACGAGCACGCCACCAAGGCCGCCAGACCACCUCGCCGCCACGUCGCUGACCACCAGCUCUCACCACCACCUUGCUCGCGCAGCCCCCGCGUCGCCACCCAGCCUGCGCCGCCGCUGCCUUGUCCCUGCUCGCCGCCACCGCAAGUAGCACCACCGUGUGCCGCCGUCUCUCAGCCCUGCCGCAAGCCACCUCUGUCCGCCAGCCAACUCUCUCUCCUCCUUCUUGAAUUGGCGGAGAAUUCUCUUUAGGCGACUUUUGAAAGUGUUAAAGUGGCCUAUCAGUUUGUUUACACAAGGUCGCGUUCUAGGAUGACCAACAGUAAUGACCUAGCUGCUGUCUUUCGCCUCUUGGCGGAAAAACUAGCCCAGGAAAGAACUGAGCGCCCCAAUUCUGCAGGAGACAUGUUUGAAAGGCUUGCGAAAGUUAAGCCACCAUACUUCAAGGGGCAAGCAGACCCGACCUUCCUAGAAAACUGGAUUAGGGAGUUUGAAAAACUAUUUUGGGUGGUAAACUGUCCUGAAAAUAUGAAAAUAGGUCAAGCUGUCCUUUACCUAAAAGAUGAGGCCGAUCUAUGCUGGAAAGAGAAUGGAACUAGGCUAAGUGUUGUUGAAGGAUUUAAUUGGGACUCAUUUGUUGUUGCAUUGAGGGAAAAGUUUUAUCCUCCUUUCAUAACAAAACGAAAAGCGCAAGAAUUCAUAAACCUUGGGAUGGGGAGUAUGACUAUCGCUGAAUACUAUAGUAAGUUUAUAACUUUGUCGAGGUUUGCACCUGAGGUGGUAGCUACUGAGGAGCUAAAGGCUCAGAGGUUUGAGCAAGGGUUGACCGAUGAGAUUCAGUUGGGAUUAGAUGGAGAAACCUUUACAUCCCUAGAUAAUGUGCGUGAGAAAACCACCCAUAUUUAUGAAUUGCAGUCUAGAAGGGACAAGAAAAAUGUGGUUGGGGAGAAAAGAAAAGAGUUUAAUGCUGGGAAAAACCAAGGGAAUUUCAAGAAAAGUACGAAAGUGAACAGGAAUGAGGGUGGAAAUGGAAAUUUUCAACAGAGGAACAAUCAGGGGCACAACAAUAGCAACCAAUCUGAGAGAGUGCAUCACUGUAAGAGAUGCAACAACAACCAUCCUGGUAAAAACUGCAAGGGAGAAUUAGUGACAUGCAACUAUUGUCAGAAAAGGGGCCAUAGGGAGUAUGAGUGCUUCACCAAGCAGAAAAAGGAACAAAAUGGUAAUGGAAGUGAAAAUCAAGUGAGGUUUAACCAGUCUGGAAGACAAGAUUCAAAGCCUGGAGGGGCACAAAACAAUCAAGGAAACUAUAAUAAGCCCGCAAAUGAUAACAACAACCAGAAUAAGACUCCGGGCAAACCGUUCUUGAUGUCUAGAAAUGAAGCUGAAUAUUCUGCAGACGUAGUUCAUGGUACUUUUUCUAUUAACUCUGUGCUAGUUAAAACAUUAUGUGAUUCGGGAGCAACUUAUUCUUUUGUUUCGUCAUCUGUUGUUAAGAGUCUGAAUUUGGUAGAUUUUGAGUAAUUGAUUUACCUGUUAGUAUACCUACUAGUGUAACCAUAAGGUGUACCAAGUUGUUUAAGAAUCCGCCUUUUAAGAUAAAAGAUUGCGUUUUCUUUCCGAUUUGAUAGAGUUUAAUCUGGGAAACCUAUAUGUAAUUUUGGGGAUGGAUUGGCUAAGUUUGUUCAGGGCCAAGUUAGAGUUUGUAAUUCAGAAACUAAGUAUAAGGAACCCUAUUGGAAAUUUGACCUCAUAUAAACGUUUUGGGAAGACCAAGAACCUUGGGGUUAUUUCUGCAAUGCAAGUGAGGAAAUUGAUGAUAAGGAGUGUGAACUAUUUUUCUGUAGGAGCUAGAUGUGAGUUAAGAAGUCGGAAUGAAGAUCGAGGAUGUUCCAACUGUGAAUGAAUUCAUGGAUGUGUUUCCUAGUGAGAUUGCAGGUAUGCCACUUGCUAAGAGCCGUUGAGUCCCCUAUAGACUUAGUUCCUAGAAUGACGCAUAUAUCUAGAGCACCAUAUAGAAUGACACCUCCUGAAAUGAGCUAAUUAAGAAAAAGUUGCAAGAGUUGUUUGGUCAAGGAAUAUAUUAGGCCUAGUGCAUCACCGUGGGGAGCUCCUGUGUUGUUUGUUAAGGAGAAAGAUAAGAGUAUGGAAUUAUGCAUCGAUUUUAGGGAGCUAAACAUCAUCAAGAGCAAGUAUCUAUUGGAUCAAUUGAACUGGGCGAGUGUGUUAUCGAAGAAUGAUUUGUGUUUGAAGUAUCACCAAUUGAGGAUAGCUGAUAAAGAUAUACCUAAGACCUCAUUAGGACUCGUUAUUGUCAUUAUGGGUUUAGAGUAAUGUCUUUUGGGUUAACCAAUGCACCUGCCAUAAUUAUGGAUUUGAUGAAUAAGAUUUUCUACGAAUCCCGAAUUAAGUUCGUUAUUAUGUUACUGAUGGUAUCCUGAUUUAUUCAAGGAAUGAAAAGAGCAUAAUGAAAUCUUGAGGAUUACUUUGGAGACGCUUAGAUAGAAUCUAGUUUUAUGUGAAUGAAGUACACAAAUCUUGAAGUCAUGUGCGUAUAAGUGACACCGGUGGAAAAGUGAAGGACUAUAUUGAUCGAAAACCACGUUACGUAAGGGAGUAAAAUUAAGAGAAGAUUCGAGUGGUCCAGGAUUGUUAGAAAUUUGUUGUCUUGAAAAGAGGGGAAUAUAUGAAUUGGUGAAAUACUAGGAUUUAAGCCCAAGAGUUAUAAAUCCAUGAAAGGCGUAAUGAGGUUCAGUAGAAAAGGAAAGUUGAGCAGAAGGAGUGUCUGUAGAUCCUGCUAAGGUUCGAGCUGUGAGUGAGUGACCUACUCCAAAGAACGUGUCUAAUAUUUGAAGUUUCCUAGGCCUAUUUGACUGUUAUAAGAGGUUGUGAAGACUUUAGAAGAGAGCAAAACCAAUGGCAAACUUGUUGAAAAAGGAAUCAAAAUUUGAGUGAAGUGAGAAAAGUGAGGAAGCUUCUAGAUUUUAAAAGAGAAUUUGACCUCCGCAACUGUUGUCGCGUCAAUUGAAACCUUGUAAGCCUAAUUACCAAACCCAUGACCUAAAGUUAGCUGCUAUUGUGUUACCUGCGAAUAUUUGGAGACAUUACCUUUAUAGGGCAACACGUAAGAUCCUUACCGAGCACAAAAGUCUGAAACUUUGGCAAUAAGGCCCAGUUGAAUCUUGGGGACAACAUCGAAAAAUAUACUGCUUUCCACCCUGCAAUUGAUGGUCAGCCUGGGAGGACUAACCAAACUACGGAAUAUAUGUUGAGAGCCCGUGUUAUUGACUUUAAGAGUAACUGGGGAACCACCUAGAUUCGAUUGGAUUUCUUGAAAGAUAGUUACCAUACGAACAGUAAGAUGUCACAUGUUGAGGCAUUGUAUGGGAAAGAAGUGUAGAGGUUCCACUUGUUGGGAUGAUUUUAGUGAAAAUAUAGUAUUGGGGGCAGAAUUCGUUGAAGAAAGGAAAUACCCAAAGUUAUUCCCUGAGAUGAGUUACGAGGGCGUAACUCGUUUUCUUUAAGAGGGGUAGAAUACGAUAUAAAUUCGCGCUUUUUACCUAAUUUUAUGGUGUUUUUAUGCAUUUUUAUGCUUAUUUUAGCAAAUUAUUCAUGUCGAUGCAAGUAAAUAGAUUCUUCGCGUAACAAAUAGGUGUUCAUGAGUAAUUCAAGAAACUUUAAGUUGGCAAAAGAGUGUACAUAAAUGCCACAAGUAUUUCUCCAAUGAGAAUGAGUUGAAAAGUUUGGAAAGAUAGGUGAAUUUUCGUGUCAAGUUUCGGGACGAAACUUCUUUUAAGAGGGGUAGAUUGUAAUCCCCCGUAAUUUUAUACAUUGUUUAUAUUUUUUACGUAUAUUUAAUAUAUUUAAGUACAAUUUGCGGAUUUUAGAAAUGAAUAUGUAAUUAAAAUAUAAUUAUUUUAUCUCAUUUUGAAUACUUUAAUGACUUACGAAAUCAAAAUGUAUUUUCGAAUUUUACGUUAAAACGAAUUCGAAUUACGAAAAUCGAUUAAAUUUAGAAAACGAUCCUAUCCGAUUUUGGAUUCGAAUCCUAAAACUAAAUUCCUAAGUCUAGCCCAAUUGAAUAAAGCCCAAUAUUAUAAACCCAUAACCCCAUACUUCUACUCCAUGUAAAACACAAAACACAAAACACCAAACCCCUCUAUUCCUACUUCACGUAAAAACCAAAAAGGGCAAAACCCAUCUCUCUCCUUUCCUGCUUCCUCUUCCUCCCUCUGCCCAGCCGCCGACCACCACGAGCACGCCACCAAGGCCGCCAGACCACCUCGCCGCCACGUCGCUGACCACCAGCUCUCACCACCACCUUGCUCGCGCAGCCCCCGCGUCGCCACCCAGCCUGCGCCGCCGCUGCCUUGUCCCUGCUCGCCGCCACCGCAAGUAGCACCACCGUGUGCCGCCGUCUCUCAGCCCUGCCGCAAGCCACCUCUGUCCGCCAGCCAACUCUCUCUCCUCCUUCUUGAAUUGGCGGAGAAUUCUCUUUAGGCGACUUUUGAAAGUGUUAAAGUGGCCUAUCAGUUUGUUUACACAAGUCUCUAAGGAUCAAUAAGCGUUGCCCAUCUACAGGUUUGAAGAUGAUGCAUCAUUGGGAUCGGGAUUAGAGAGCUUGUAGUUCUAUUCGUUUAAUUAAGUGAUUUAAUUUGUUAACUUGGAUUUGAAAUUUGUCGUACUAUUCGUAUUUCCUUAAUUCAGUUAAUUGGUUUGGACCUAAUAUGUAAUAGAUUAUUUAUGAACCUAAAAGUUAGUUUUAUGUUUUCCGCUGCAAAA